AUGAGGGUACUUGUCCAUCAGGUGCUGUUACGCACCGCUCGUAUGCGGCUGGCCCCCACAGCAUGUCGCAUGUCAACAAUUGCCGCGGGGCAGGUUGUCCCAUCACCAGGAUCCCCGCCUCCGCCGACACUUCAACAUCCACCGGGUCACGACCUGGAACACGAUGCGGAGCGUCAGCAAAGAGCAAGGCGAAUCCUGCAACAAGCGGUCGCGGCAACAGCGCCGAGGAAUGACUGGGCAAGGGACGAGAUUUCAGCCAUCUUCUACCAACCGCUGAUGGAACUGGCCUUUCAGGCUGCCAUUGUCCAUCGUAGGUUCCAUAACCCUGCCGAGGUCCAGCUUUGCACCUUGAUGAACAUCAAGACCGGUGGCUGCACGGAGGACUGCUCGUACUGCGCCCAGUCGACCCGCUACCAGAAAGGCACUGGCCUGGAGGCCAAGCGUGUGGAGAGUGUCGAGUCUGUCCUAGAGGCCGCACGUAUCGCCAAAGAGAAUGGCAGCACCAGGUUUUGCAUGGGAGCUGCGUGGCGCGACAUGCGCGGCCGCAAGAACAGCCUCCGGAACAUCAAGGAGAUGGUAUCCGGCGUACGGGCCAUGGGGAUGGAAGUGUGCGUGACCCUGGGCAUGAUCAAUGAGGAGCAGGCCAAGGAGCUCAAGGAAGCCGGGCUCACGGCGUACAACCACAACGUCGAUACCAGUCGGGAGUUCUAUCCCAGCAUCAUCUCGACGCGCACAUACGAUGAGCGACUGAAGACACUCGGCCAUGUCCGCGAUGCCGGCAUCAGUGUCUGCUCCGGGGGAAUUCUGGGGUUGGGUGAGACGUCCGAGGACCGCAUCGGCUUGCUGCACACCGUUGCGACGCUGCCAAGCCAUCCGGAGAGCUUCCCUGUCAACGCACUCAUACCCAUCAAAGGCACUCCUCUGGGUGACAGGAAACCUAUCGAGUUUACGAGCAUGCUGCGAACCAUUGCUACUGCUCGGAUCAUCAUGCCCGCGACCAUCAUCCGUAUUGCCGCUGGGAGAAAGACCAUGCCUGAGGAGCAGCAGGCGCUCUGCUUCAUGGCCGGGGCAAACGCAGUCUUCACCGGAGAGAAGAUGUUGACAACAGAAUGUCAUGGGUGGGACGAGGACGCGGCCAUGUUUGGUCGUUGGGGGCUGGAGCCGAUGAAGAGCUUCCAAAAGUCGCCGGUCCUUGCGGAGGGUUUUACUAGUCAAGCCUGA
This is a messenger RNA of Chaetomium strumarium, 1221 nucleotides long. RefSeq lists its product as uncharacterized. Gene Ontology annotation, cellular component: mitochondrion. Gene Ontology annotation, molecular function: 2 iron, 2 sulfur cluster binding; biotin synthase activity. The transcript is spliced from 2 exons. Bases 1 to 1221 code for a protein of 406 amino acids. Gene Ontology annotation, biological process: biotin biosynthetic process. The record is from RefSeq and is a predicted model, not a curated record. Lineage: Eukaryota; Fungi; Ascomycota; Sordariomycetes; Sordariales; Chaetomiaceae.